Molecule: messenger RNA, 1231 nt
Organism: Arabidopsis arenosa
Lineage: Eukaryota; Viridiplantae; Streptophyta; Magnoliopsida; Brassicales; Brassicaceae
Source: the annotation of a GenBank genome assembly
AAGCUCAGAAUCAGAAGAGAGUACAUGAGUUUCCUCUUCUGCCUCUUUGGUGAUUCUUAGCAUUUAUUAUUACUCACUCCUCCUGUGUUCAUUACAUUACAUACCAAACAAGAGCUCUCAAAUGGAAAGAUUUCAAGGACACAUCAACCCCUGUUUUUUCGAUCGAAAACCGGAUGUGAGAAGCUUAGAAGUUCAAGGAUUUGCAGAGGCUCAAAGCUUUGCCUUCAAAGAAGAAGAGGAAGAAAGCUUACAAGAUACAGUUCCAUUUCUACAGAUGCUGCAAAGUGAAGACCCCUCAGCGUUUUUUUCAAGCAAAGAGCCAAACUUUCUAACACUAUUAUCUCUUCAAACCCUCAAAGAGCCUUGGGAACUCGAAAGCUUUUCGGAAUUUCAUUCACCGAGGCAAUCCGAGACUAACCACUUCUAUCAGAAACCAAUUUCAGCAUCAUCCAUGGAAGGAGCCAAUCAAGCUUUGUCAAGCCAAGAACUUUUCUUAAGCCAAGCAAUCAUGACACUCCCUUCUUCUACCUCAUCACCACUCACUACAAAUUCAAGACGUAAGCGCAAAAUAAACCACUUGCUGCCUCAAGAAAUGACUCGAGAAAAGAGAAAGAGGAGGAAAACAAAACCAAGUAAAAACAUUGAAGAGAUUGAGAAUCAAAGAAUAAACCACAUUGCUGUUGAACGAAAUCGAAGACGUCAAAUGAACGAACAUAUCAACUCUCUCCGUGCCCUUCUCCCACCUUCCUACAUCCAACGAGGAGACCAAGCUUCCAUAGUAGGAGGAGCGAUAAACUACGUGAAGGUCCUAGAGCAAAUCAUACAAUCUCUUGAAUCGCAGAAGAGAACGCAACAAGAAAGCAGUGAGGUAGUAGAAAACGCAAUUAAUCAUCUCUCAGGCAUUUCGUCGAACGACUUGUGGACGACUCAGGAAGAUCAAACUUGUAUCCCAAAAAUCGAAGCUACAGUGAUACAAAAUCACGUCAGCCUCAAAGUUCAAUGCCCGAAGAAACAAGGACAACUUCUCAAAGGAAUCAUUUCACUCGAAAAGCUUAAACUCACUGUUCUUCAUCUCAAUAUCACUACUUCGUCUCAUUCCUCUGUUUCUUAUUCCUUCAACCUCAAGAUGGAGGAUGAGUGCGAAUUAGAAUCAGCCGACGAGAUUACGGCGGCGGUGCAUCAGAUUUUCGAUAUUCCGACGAUUUGAUUAAAACAAAUAUGGCCAAAAUAU